Messenger RNA from Paramuricea clavata, 480 nucleotides. The record is from the annotation of a GenBank genome assembly. Lineage: Eukaryota; Metazoa; Cnidaria; Anthozoa; Malacalcyonacea; Plexauridae.
AUGUACAAUUGGUUUACUGAUUAUUUGCGUGGUCGUACUCAGCGUAUCGUUGUCGAUGGUGCAACUUCAGAAUGGUCUCAAGGUACCUCCGGUGUCCCUCAGGGUAGUAUCUUAGGACCUAUGCUGUUCCUUCUUUUUAUCAAUGACCUCACUGACAUCAUUCCACCAUCAACAUCAACCGGUCUCUAUGCUGACGAUACAAAGCUGUACAAAGCAAUAAGAUCACGGCAGGAUUCUGAUCUUCUACAGGAAUCAUUGUCGCACGCUGAGGAUUGGAGCAAGCAAUCCAAUAUUGACUUCGACGCAUCUAGGUGUAAAGUUCUAACAAUAUCCCGCCGAAAAAGUCCGAAUGAAACAAGGUACCACCUUGGUUCAACUGAAUUGGUGCGUGUGAUUAGUGAGGUUGACCUUGCAAUUGCUGUGACAAGAAAGUUGGAAUCGAUCAACACAUCAUUCAAAUUGUAUCCAAGACAAAUAUAA